Penicillium samsonianum is the source of this 1237-nucleotide messenger RNA. RefSeq names its product adenylate kinase. The coding region runs from base 77 to 1237 and encodes 386 amino acids. The record is from RefSeq and is a predicted model, not a curated record. Lineage: Eukaryota; Fungi; Ascomycota; Eurotiomycetes; Eurotiales; Aspergillaceae. The transcript is spliced from 5 exons. Gene Ontology annotation, molecular function: 5'-deoxynucleotidase activity. Gene Ontology annotation, cellular component: cytoplasm.
CAAUCCGUCACUAUAAAAGUAGCCUUUUCGCGCACCUUCCAAAACAUGGCAUGAGAAUACCUCUUUCUUCUUGAACAUGGAAGCCACACCCUUACCAUUCCUACAUGCGAUAGAGGCGUUAAAGCAUUUGCCACGAACAGGAUGGUUGAGAACAAUUCAGAACCCCGAGACUGUGGCUGCGCAUAGCUUUCGAGUAGCCAUCUUGGCCAUGCUCGCUCCGGAAAACUUGAGUCUAGAUAGGGGGAAAUGCAUCCAAAUGGCUUUAGUCCAUGAUUUAGCAGAGUCGGUCAUAGGGGAUAUUCCGACGUUCGCAGGGGUUGCAAAAGAACGGAAAUACGAUAUGGAACUCAAUGGGUUCCAAUACUUGGAAAACUUGCUCCAAAGUUAUAGUCCGAAAAAAGCAACAGAAAUCAGCAACCUAUGGCUAGAAUACGAACAAGGCGAAACACCGGAAGCAAAAUGGGUUAAAGAGAUGGACAAGUUCGAGUGCCUGGUCCAGGCACAUGAAUACGAACAGAAGACAUUUGGCAAAAAAGACCUCAACGAGUUUCAAGGACUUUUGGCGAAAAUUCAUUCUAAAGAAGCAACCCAGUGGGCGGAAUUCUUAUCCCAGGAAAGGAAAGAUCACCUCGCCAAACGAAAAACGCGGCUACCUGUCAUUUUCGUCGCCGGUGAUCCUAUGACCUGCGAAAAGGUCGCCAGCCACGUCUCAGGAGAACUUUCGCUUUACCAUGUCUCUGUGAACAAAACGCUUCGCGAAAGGGCACAAGAUCCCGAAUAUCGCCAUCAUGGAAUCAUUAAGAGUUGCCUGGACAAGGGAUUUGAAGUGCCGGCUAGUCUGAUUAUUGAAGUCCUCGAGAAUGAGAUCAAAGCCGGAGAUGGAUGGACAUGGACAAUUGUCUCCGGGUUUCCGAAUGACACAGAGCAGCUGGUAGAAUUUGAAAAAAAGGUUCAAAAUUGCAAUUCUGUCUUUUACGUGGAGUGUCCUCCACACACUAAUGAUCAAGAAAUGUUGGAGGAUGCCAAGAAUACCUGGGGGUCUUCACCUAUCCACUUCAAGGAUGUACUGAAGAGUUCAGCCGCGCAUUUUGAAGUGGUUGGUUCUAACAUCAACCAACAGUCAACGAUGUCCGAAAUGGACCUGUACGGCUUGGCAGUAAACUCAAUCAAGACUUUCCUCGCGGGUGGGAGUGCAGAAAAACAUGAAGAUAACGUCUCUAAAGUAGCUCAAGACUGA